AUGUCACAAUCACCUCUGCAGCGCUCAACGCGCCGGUCCCUCCCAGCCUUCGCGCACACUCCCUCUCGACUCUCCAAACCCGCUUCUUCGUCAGACCUCGCUCCUCGCGCCUCCACGUCCAACUCCACGUCAUACGCUACCCCGCCUCCCGCCCGGCUGCAGUACAAUGAAGAAGCCAAUCUUCGCCGGACACCUAUCUACUAUUCUCCGCAGGCGCUAUCUACUCCUCCAGCGGGUUUGAGCAAGAGCGCGAGUAUACCGUUCGAUAUGGCCGCAAGUGCCAAAGCUGCGCGGACAGCUGCGGCGUCUUCGUCCACACGGGAUAUGGGCGUUGACGGAGAUGGCGGCGCAGGACCAAGCGAGAAGAAGAAGCGCUUCGUCCGUCAGAAAUCUAUAUUCCAGCGAAUCGCAGACUACCCUCAACACGUCGUCGACAUGUUCCUCCUCCUCUCCCCUACUUCCAUGCUCGAUCUCCUUCCUGAUGAGCGGUACGCCCACCCCAUCGUGCUCGGAAUACAGGCUGUCCACUUCUUAUGUACGGCGUCUUUCUGGACGUCCAAAGCCGAGGAGACGAGUAUACUCCGGUCGAGUGCUGAGCGGCGGGGUGUAGGCGGGAGGUGGGGCAAAUGGGAGGACGAGCAGCGGAGUCAGCGGUUCCUUGGUGGCUGGGGGGUGUUCGUGUUCACUCUGCUCCUCUUCGCGCUCGCAUCGGCAAAUGCGAUCUACCUGUUCUCGCGCUUCCGGACAUACGAUAUGCAGCUCCGCUCCGCUCAAGAGACGCCCGUGUCUCCCCAUGCUUCAAGUGUCAAAUCCCCGAGAUCCACAUCCUCCGAUGACCCAUUCACCCCCGACACACCGGCCGAGCGGAAGGAUGAAACACCUGGCAUGAAGGUCGCCAGGAUAGGUUGGAAAGUCACAGUCUUCCUUGUCAAGGGUUCAUAUGCUGCCAUCCGCUCGAUGCUGGGUCGUCCGUCUAGCGGUCCGCCCCAGGGAUACGCAAACGAAGACCGCAUUCAGUCGCUGAGAGUAUGGGAUCCCCCAGAUUUCUGCCUUGCGUUCUUCUGCGCCUACCCUCCUACAGCCCCCCUCCAAACCCACCUCCUCACCCCCCUUCACCCGCUCCUCACCCCCUUACUCCACCUCACAUCCGCCCUCCUCCUCUCGUACCUCUCGCAGCACUUCCGCCAGCUCGUACGCGACCGGAUGGUACUCUCUGCCGAGGUGAUGCGGGAGUAUGACCGACGAUUUGUGUACAAGCGGGUGUUUGCGAGUAGGGUGGAUAGGGCAAGUCAGACGGAGCAGGCCGAGUCGGUGUGGUAG
This is a messenger RNA of Dioszegia hungarica, 1320 nucleotides long. RefSeq lists its product as uncharacterized. Bases 1 to 1320 code for a protein of 439 amino acids. The transcript has 7 exons. The record is from RefSeq and is a predicted model, not a curated record. NCBI's taxonomy places the organism in Eukaryota, Fungi, Basidiomycota, Tremellomycetes, Tremellales, Bulleribasidiaceae. Gene Ontology annotation, biological process: regulation of exit from mitosis; maintenance of rDNA.